CAGCUGGCCAUGGACUCUGUUGAAGACGAAGACGUCCGGUUGCAGCGGGCCUCGGCUGGUCUGCUGUCGACCUUGCGUACGUCUCUUGACAAGGUCCUGUGGAAGUCCUCGAAAAACACGGGGCAACGGCAGCUUCAUCAUGGAGUUAGGCAAAAUGAUCUGAAUCGCCUCAUCUCAUUGAUCGAACCUUUCCAGGAAGAGCCUCAGCUGCUUGACACUCAGCUUAAGCACGUUGUCCCUGCUCUGGUCUCCGCUUACUUGGAGCAUUUGCGCCAGUCAUCAAAAUUGACCGAACAGGCGAAGACUGUCACCGUCUCACUGGCGAUUUGCCGGGUGCUGUAUACGCUGUGUAAGGUGCGAGGUGAGAAAGUCAUUGUUGGCUUCCUCAACAAUGAGCCGCGCUACCUGGAGCCCAUGCUCGACCACUUUGGGGUUGGGCUGAAGUCUGAGUCACUAGCCUGGGAAGAAAAGUAUGUGGCAUUGCUUUGGCUUUCUCACUUGAUGCUUGCUCCUUUUGAUCUUGAGUCUAUCUCUUCCGGCCAGCCAUCUGAAUCUGCGCAGCAGCGGACCGGUAUCGACCUUCCGCAGAAUCUGCCUGGAAUCGUAAACCGCAUUAUUCCGAUAUGUAUUGAGCAUCUAGACUGCGCAACCAGGGAGCGGACUGCAGCUGCCAGUCUCCUUGUACGCCUUUCCCUGAGGCCAGAUAUGCGCAAAAUUGGACUGCUAGAUGCUUUGAGCAAGUGGGCGUUGUCUUUCUUCAGCACUACGAACUCUAAGAUCUCAGGUAUCCAUCGCUGCCUGGGUAUCUUGUCAUUUCUCAGCGGCCUUGUUGCAUCUGCCAACAAGGACGAAUUGGGCUCUUUCAUUACAGACAUCUUCCAAUCAUGCGAGCGUGUCAACCACCAGGACAGUCUUGUCUUUGUCAGGUCGUCCGCGGUUGCGAGAAAGUUCGUUGUAAAGAUCUUCCGCAAUAUUGUCAUUCAUUCCAUACAAUCAGGUUCAGCAGACGAUACGUCUGGGCUCCUCGAAGACGUUAUCGACUUCUUGCUGCAAACUGUGGGGGAUGGGGAUACACCAGUAAGAUAUGCCGCCAGCAAGGCACUGAGCGUGAUAACAAUGAAACUGGAGCCCGAGAUGGGUGUCGAAGUCGUUGAGGCUAUACUUGGUUGUCUGAACGAAGACGUACUCUGGGAAGGGUCGUCCAGGAAUCUGAACGCGGUAAAUCCGCUCCGUUGGCACGGCCUUACCCUCACUCUGUCCCACUUGCUCUAUAGGCGAGCACCUUCCAUCGACCAGCUACCGGACAUCCUAAAUGCUUUGUUGUUGGCUCUCCAUUUCGAGCAGCGCUCUGCUACUGGUGGCUCCAUCGGUACAAACGUGCGGGACGCCGCGUGCUUCGGCAUCUGGGCAUUAUCCAGACGUUAUACUACGAAAGAGCUCUCUAAAGUUCAGACGACUUCAAUUCGCGCCGCCGGUGGGCAUGAUCAAUCGACUUCUAUCCCACAGAUUCUGGCUGUUGAAUUGUUAGUCACUGCUUGUCUGGACCCAGCUGGAAACAUUCGUCGCGGGUCGUCCGCUGCUCUCCAGGAGCUUAUUGGGAGACAUCCGGACACGGUAGAGCAGGGAAUUCCGCUUGUGCAGAUUGUUGAUUUCCACGCAGUUGGGUUGCGUGACCGUGCAAUCAGUGAUGUUGGGUAUCGGGCCGCCCAACUUAGCCAGAUCUACUGGGACCCUCUUUUUGAGGGUCUUCUUGGAUGGAGAGGUGUAGCAUCACUGGACGCUGUAUCGAGGGCUUCUGCCGCGACUGCCAUCGGCCGCUUGAGCAGUCUCCAGCCAUUCCAGGUCGUCCGGACGAUGUUUCAAGAAACUCAAUUGAAGCUCGAGAAACUAAAUGUUAGGGAUGUCGAGGAGCGACAUGGCCUUGUGCUCUCUCUUGCAUCUCUGGUCAAUCAAUGCAGUCAACGGUCCCCUGCCCAUAACACUGGUUCUCAAGGCUCUUCCGCCGGCACAUUGCAAUCAGCAGACAUUUUGGAAGUCGUUGGGUUAUGGAAGCUUUUCGAAGGUCCGCUAGACUUGCAAGAAAGGGCAUUCACGUCUCCCGCACUUCGUCCUGAACUCACUGCUCUUGCUGUCUGCACUCUGAUUUCCGCUCUUGCAGGGAUCAGUAACUGCUUCCAGGAACUUGGCGAUGCGAAUAAUGUGCCGUUUUCUCUUGGAAGUCGUCCGAUCGCCUCUCUUGACCUGUGUCUCGGCCGUACCGAGGAUUCGGUGCUUCGAACUAUCCCCUCGGCUGUCAAACAAAUUGCCACUUUGUUGGACCAAGAGGAACGUACCAAAGCAUUUAAUUCAUGGCUAUCCCUGCUGAGCCAGACCACUGUUCGCACUGGUCUACGUGGCUCAGGUCAAGUCAUGGCGUUGGGUGCGAUAUAUUCAACAAUCGAUGACGGCGUUGAUCGGGCCCGUAUCGUCGACAUGUUGGCCGCUAGGUGCACAAGUCAAGUCGAAGUGGAAGCGCGAGUUGUGGCACUGCAAAGCCUGCAGCUGAUCAUCCAAAGCUCGAUUUCAGAACAAGACACUACCACUAAAGGUAAGGUAGCAGAAGCACUUCAGACUGCACUCAACGAUUAUACUAUCAACGAGCGCGGAGAUGUGGGGUCGUUGGUGCGUCUCGAAGCCCUCAACGCUGUUGACGCCGUAUGGCAGACCCGCCUCCUUGAGGGUUUUGACCAGGAGUCACUGCUACAUGCCGCCGUGGUUCGUCUUUCGUUGGAAAAGCUAGACAAAGUACGCACUCGAGCUGCCACCGUCUUGCAAAACCAUGGGCGCGGCCAUUUUGACACGACUUCUGAACUCGAUACCUCAGGCAUUUCGUCCCAUCUAUAUUUCUCCCAGGCAUUGAAAGCACUUGAUGGCCAAACGCCCCAGCUUCUGCUUCUGGCAGUUAUUGAGGGCUACGUCAGCUCUGCUGGUAUGGGCUCUGAAUCCGUCGUCCAGGCCAGCCGGUUGGCGCUCGCAGAGAAGCUUGUCGGAUUGCCAGUAGAAGCAGAGGAUAAGUUUUCGCAGUUGAACGUCAUCAACGCGCUUUUGGAUGUCUUCAAGGCAAACGUCGUCAAUGACAGGGUUGUAGUGCCACUGCUGGAGACAGUUGCCUUUCUUCUUGAUGCCCAUGUCCUCCAGCGGCUCGUCGGCAGCAGCUUCAAGUGGCGGAACCUUCUGUCAUUAGUGCAAAAGUCGCACUUCAAGUCAAAUAACAUACAGAAGCUGUGUCUUGCUCUUGAUGUCUACCGAGGUCUGGCAGAGAUUCCGGCAAUCAACCAAGACGUCAUUACGAAGCUGUCUAGCAUGCUGUUACAUCCUUUUCCAAUGAUUCGGAUCGGGAGUGCUGAGACCCUCUUCGUGAUCACGGCGAACGCGGAGCUGAAGCACCUUGACUGGUCCCGAUCACCGAAAACGCUCCGCACGAUUGUCGAUGCGAUCAAGGCUAACCAGGCACAAAGUUGAG
This is a messenger RNA of Aplosporella prunicola CBS 121167, 3502 nucleotides long. RefSeq lists its product as uncharacterized. Gene Ontology annotation, biological process: tubulin complex assembly; post-chaperonin tubulin folding pathway; microtubule cytoskeleton organization. The transcript is spliced from 5 exons. The coding region runs from base 10 to 3501 and encodes 1163 amino acids. NCBI's taxonomy places the organism in Eukaryota, Fungi, Ascomycota, Dothideomycetes, Botryosphaeriales, Aplosporellaceae. The record is from RefSeq and is a predicted model, not a curated record. Gene Ontology annotation, molecular function: GTPase activator activity; beta-tubulin binding.